Molecule: messenger RNA, 429 nt
Organism: Rotaria sordida
Lineage: Eukaryota; Metazoa; Rotifera; Eurotatoria; Philodinida; Philodinidae
Source: the annotation of a GenBank genome assembly
AUGUUAUGGAGUACUGUACAGUGUCAUAAAAUUUCAAUACUAACUUAUAGAAGUAAUGCUUCUCCAAGUGUUACUACAGCAUUACCUUCAUCACAAUAUCAGCAUUCAUCUCAACAUCGAAAUGUAUAUUUACAUUCAUCAACAAGUAAAACAGGCAAUUACUAUGGACCUAUUUGUUCUUCUCCAUCAAUCAAUCAACAACGUAUGAUUACUUCUCAUUGUCAAAACCGAUCAUCACCAUAUACUAUUCACUUACCACGUACAAUUCGUUGUCAAAUUAACAUAGCGUCGGUUGAUGUUGGUACACAAUCACAUGUUAUUGAAGAUGGAAAUAUUGAAUCUGAUCAAUUUAUUACGAUUCAUAAAAUAAGAAACUGGAAUCAGUGGCGUUCAACAAUAGCACUACGUCAAACAGCAACAAUACAUUAA